Molecule: messenger RNA, 906 nt
Organism: Beauveria bassiana ARSEF 2860
Lineage: Eukaryota; Fungi; Ascomycota; Sordariomycetes; Hypocreales; Cordycipitaceae
Product: ornithine decarboxylase antizyme
Exons: 2
Coding region: 1-906 (301 amino acids)
Biological process (GO): positive regulation of protein catabolic process
Cellular component (GO): nucleus; cytoplasm
Molecular function (GO): ornithine decarboxylase inhibitor activity
Source: RefSeq, a predicted model, not a curated record
AUGUCGCCCAUGAACAAACAGAGUAAUCACAGUAGUAGUAAUUGUGGCGAGGACGUUGCUCCCCAGGUCAACGUCCUUGCCUCUUGCUACAUUGUCGGUACCGCGGCCCAGCUCAAGGGCCUCCACUACUGCACUACCGGGGGGCGGAGUGGUAUUCCUGAGGUCCCUACCUCAGGAUUCCCCUCCCCACCAACAAGCCCCCCCCUCGCCGCAAUUACUUCGACCAACGAGCUCGCCCUCUUGCCCAAGCAGCAAACCAGCAAGAGGCGCGACAUCCCGGGCAGCCGUCGCCGGGAUCGGCGAGGGGGGGCAGCACACGUAAUCAGGGAAGAAUGUGAGAGAUUCUUUUGCGAGACCAUGAAGACAGCAUUCCGCGGUGAGAGGAACCUGUCGAUGCAUGGCUCCGGCCUGACCGGUGCUCAUUACUUGCAAACGCCGCCGCCAGAGAAUCAGCUGCGCGCCCGUGCCGAUAGCAGCACCAGCAGCGAUUCCUUUUCCUGGCAGUCUGGCCAUUGUCCGUCCACCAAUGGAGGCAGCUUCGAGGUCGACGCCUGGAUGGAGGUCUGGGAUUAUGUCGGCGGCGCCAGCUUCCGCGCAUUUCUAGCCAGCAGUGGCGGCGGCAAUGACGACGACGGAGAAAAAACGCUCUUUGUCUUUUUCGACCUUCAGGGCGUCAUGGGCCGCGAUCUGAAAAAGGCACUCAUGGCCCUCAUUGAGCUCGCUGACGGUCCUCUCGGCUGCCGCAGCAUUGUGACGUGCAUGGACCGCCGCAUGCCCGUCGAUGAGGCUCUUGAGCUUACCAAGAGCCUUCAGUGGGUUGGCUUUGAGAUGACGACGCUCGACCACUGGGCCAACGAAGUCGACGUGACCAGUAAAAAGUGGCUCUUUAUGGGCAUGGAGCUGUAG